Heterostelium album PN500 is the source of this 1140-nucleotide messenger RNA. RefSeq lists its product as uncharacterized. The coding region runs from base 1 to 1140 and encodes 379 amino acids. NCBI's taxonomy places the organism in Eukaryota, Evosea, Eumycetozoa, Acytosteliales, Acytosteliaceae. The transcript is spliced from 4 exons. The record is from RefSeq and is a predicted model, not a curated record.
AUGGAUAAAUUUAAAACAUGGAUGAUGGAUUUCGAUAUUUACCCAAGUGAGAUGGAUGUUCUCAUUGAAGGUGGAUUUUCAUCUUAUAUUGCGAUCAGUUGUAUCAGUGAUGAGAUGGUCGGAAAGUUAUAUACCAGUAAGGACACUGUUCAGAAAAUAAGAAUGGCUAUUUAUCAACUUAAAAAAGAUAUGGAUAAAUAUUCUGGAACUACUACUAGUAGUCCAUCAUCACCUGCAGGAUCCUCUGCUAGUACUCCGGUUGUUCCAACCGCCAAACCUAAAGCAAAAGCUGCCGCCAAAGCUGCUGCGAAAACUGCUGCCGCCACCAAAGAGACUGAGGUCCUUAGAGUUGAAAAAACCAAAGCACCAGAGGCAACCAAAAAAUCGAAAUCAAAAACAACAACAGCAACAACAACAACACCACCUGCAUCUACUACUACAUCGCCUAGCUCUGCUGCUAAAGCAUCGAAUUCCUUAACAACAAGCAGUGCACCAAGUCCAACAUUGAGUUCCAAACAAGAUUCUGAUUUCAAGUCUAGCUUAACCAAAACAUCUAUGGGUAAAAGAUGUAAAGAUUGUCAUGAUAUUGCACAAGCUGGUCAUAAAGAUAUUUGUGAAAAACAAUGUUCUGGUUUCGAUGUGUGCCAAUAUAUUAAAGGGCACCCUGAGAUCACAGAUGAAAAAAAGAAAGUCGCUCAACAAUUGUCCGAUGUCAAGAAGGCUGCCAAACAAAAAGAAAAAGAGUUGUUAGAAGAAAAAAAGAACUUUUUAGAAAAUGUAUUACCAGCUGAACAAUUACCUACAAAACCAAUUGAAUGGGUAAAUAUGAAAGCGAAAGAAAAAAUCGAUAUGGCAAAGAAACUUGGUAUUGUAAUUGAUGAUACCACUCAGAGAAAAGCAAAGGAAGCUGCCAAAGCAGAAUGGGUUGAAUUAAGAGAUAUUAAGAAAGCAACAGAUCUAGUAAGAAAAGAAAUUAAAAAGUCUUAUACUGUACAAGUAAUCAAAGAUAUAACUGUUGAUGAACUUAAAAAUGCUGUAAAUUCUUUAAUUGCUAAAAGAGUUCAAGAGUAUAAAGAUGCCAAACAAAGUGGUGUUUUCGCAAGUGACACUGAUGAAGUUGAUUCAAUGUUAUUAGAUUAG